AUGACUCAUGAGAGCCUGCCGCUCCCAUGUCGAUAUUCGAUACCAGCGUGGUCGAUAACCUAUCAUCCAGUAGGUUCGAUAAAAAAGCGAUUUUCAAGCUGGAGACCUUCCGUCGCGCAAACUGAUCAUAUCAAACAGUUAUUUCAUCGACAAGAUAGUUCAAACAGAUUCAUUGGGGAAACACAAAGUGAACUGAUGAAAGUUGAUCAUCAACAAAUAGAAAAGAAAUUAGCUAAUGAUAGUUGGGGAAAAAAUUAUAAAUGGAAGAAUUCUAACAUUGAUGAAAUUAUGAAGGAUAUACGUGAAUGUUAUUUAGACCGAGAUCUUCGGGAUAUCAAAGGUAUUGAACUAAUUCACUGGCUUAUGGAUAAAGCUAGUAAAGAAAAUGAUCUUACAUAUGUUGUAACAGCAUAUACUGCUGAAACAGAUUACUGCAAAGUCCUUAAUCAACAGUUAGCUACAAUUCAUGAAAGUGAGUGGGGUAAAAAUAACUGGUUUGGAAGAAGAAAUAUUCUUUGGAUCAUGGGUUCUCAUCCAUCACUUGAUUGUUUCUCCUUUAUUGGAAUCACCUAUCGAUGUAUGCGCGUCAAUGAUGAUGAGUUAACCCAAUAUUCAGUUGGUACUCGUUUAAUGAACAAGGCAUUUUUAUCAACAUCAAAAGAUCUUCGUACAGCUCAGAGCUGGAAUGGUACAGUUCUAUUUAUUUAUGAAAUUCGCCAUCAUCGCUCAGCUUUAGAUACUCAGAAGAUCUCAGAAUAUGCUCAUGAACGAGAAGUAUUGAUAGUUCCGUGUUGUGUUUUUGAGGUAUCGAAUAUUCGACGAACUGAGACAAACGUCGAGAUUGAUCUCUGUGAAUGUGGUCCUUUUAUCGAAGAUGAGAAUGACGAAGAAUUUGACUAA
Molecule: messenger RNA, 900 nt
Organism: Didymodactylos carnosus
Lineage: Eukaryota; Metazoa; Rotifera; Eurotatoria; Philodinida; Philodinidae
Source: the annotation of a GenBank genome assembly